Molecule: messenger RNA, 711 nt
Organism: Varanus komodoensis (Komodo dragon)
Lineage: Eukaryota; Metazoa; Chordata; Lepidosauria; Squamata; Varanidae
Gene: CHAC2
Product: ChaC glutathione specific gamma-glutamylcyclotransferase 2
Exons: 3
Coding region: 27-584 (185 amino acids)
Biological process (GO): glutathione catabolic process
Cellular component (GO): cytoplasm
Molecular function (GO): gamma-glutamylcyclotransferase activity; glutathione specific gamma-glutamylcyclotransferase activity
Source: RefSeq, a predicted model, not a curated record
GAGCAGAGCGCGACGGGGCGAGAAGCAUGUGGGUGUUUGGUUACGGCUCCCUCAUCUGGAAGGUGGAUUUCCCCUACGAGGACAAGAUGGUCGGGUACAUCACGGGCUACAGCCGGCGCUUCUGGCAAGGCAGCACGGACCACCGCGGGGUGCCGGGCCAGCCUGGAAGAGUUGUGACACUAAUUGAAGACCCUGAGGGCUGCGUCUGGGGAGUUGCAUACAAACUGCCACUAGGACAAGAAGGCGAAGUAAAAGCGUAUCUUGAUUUCCGAGAGAAAGGUGGCUACAGGACUACAACUGUCAUUUUCUAUCCCAAAGAUCCCUCAGUGGAGCCUUUCGAUGUGCUGUUAUAUAUUGGAACCUGUGAAAACCCUAGCUACCUCGGGCCAGCACCUCUAGAAGAAAUUGCCCAGCAGAUUGUUAACGCUGUCGGUCCCAGCGGAAGAAACACAGAAUACUUGUUUGAACUCUGCAACUCCCUCAGGGAUCUUGUACCAGAAGAUGUAGAUGAACAUCUUUUUACUUUAGAGAAACUAGUAAAGAAACUCUUGGAACAGGAACAAAAAAACCUUAAUUCCAUAUAAAAAUCACAUGUGGUUUCAAACGGUCAAGUCGCUUCAUCUUCAGAAUAGCGGUUUCAUUUCCGACAAGUAUAUACUUUGGAGAUGUUUCAUCAGGACUUUAAGAUAUUCAUUUUCAUGUUUCAUUCAG